CUCAUCCUUCAUCCGGCGGCAGAAGAGAUGAUGUUGAGGCCGAAAGCAGGAGCUGCGACACGGAUGAUGUGAGAGCCCGGAGCCGAUGGAUGGAGGACAUUUUUACCCGGUAAAGACGGAGGGAAGCUGCAGGGAUGCUCCGCGCCUCUCGGCUGCAGCAGCGUAGCGAUGGUGUAUGCAGAGUCCACGAACACAGCCGGUGUCAACCCGUCCCUCUACUCUCCAUCGUUCACCUAUCAGAUGUCAUUUAACUACUCCAAGAGAGGAAACUCUACUGUCCUGGCAACCUUACCAACAACCCCCCUCUGCAGCCUCGAGGGCCCAUCCUCCGGCCAGCCCAACGCCACCUCCGCCUCCUACGAGCUGACCUCAGGUGAGGUGGCCAUCCUGGGCCUGGUGUUCGGGGUUCUGUGGCUGGUCUCCAUCCUGGGAAAUGCCCUCGUCUGCCUGGUCAUCCACCGCAGCCGGCGGACUCAGUCCACCACCAACUACUUUGUGGUGUCCAUGGCCUGCGGCGACCUGCUCAUGAGCCUCAGUUGCGCCCCAUUUGUCCUCCUGCAGGUCGCUGCUGGUCGAUGGCCGCUGAGUGCCACCACCUGCAAAGCUGUACGUUACCUGCAGCACCUGUGUCCAGGUGUGCAGGUCUACGUCCUGCUUUCCAUCUCUGUGGACCGAUUCUAUACGAUUGUCUACCCGCUGAGCUUCAAAGUGUCCAGAGAAAAGGCCAAGAAGAUGAUCGUGGCCUCGUGGCUGUUUGACGCAGCCUUCGUGUCGCCCUGCUUCUUCUUCUAUGGAUCCACAUCCACAGACAGUCACUGUGACUUCUUUCUCCCGGACAGCUGGGGCAGUGUAGCCUAUGCUGCCAUCCACCUCCUGUUUGGGUUUCUGGUGCCGCUGGCCUUGAUUGUGUCCUUCUACCAGCGGGUGGUCCGCUAUAUCUGGAGGAUCAGUGCUGAUGGCCACAUGGUGCGCCGGACGAUGAACAUCGUCCCACGGACAAAAGUCAAGACCAUCAAAAUGUUCCUCAUGCUCAACUCGGUCUUCUUCCUCACCUGGACGCCGUUCUACAUCGCCCAACUGUGGCACCCGAGGGAGUCGCCCAACCGGCAGGGACUGCUGUUCUUCACGGCCAUCGCCUGGAUCUCCUUCAGCUCCACGGCGUCCAAACCAACUCUGUACUCCGUCUACAAUGCAAACUUCAGGCGCGGCAUGAGGGAGACCUUCUGCAUGUCGUCUAUGAAAUGCUACCGCAGUAACGCAUACACCAUCACCGCCAGCUCCCGCAUGGCCAAAAAGAACUACGUCGGCGUGGUGGACAUCCCAGUGCAGGCCAAGACGGUCACCAAGGACUCAGUCUACGAUACGUUUGACCGAGACGCUAAAGAGAAGAAGGUAGCUUGGCCAACCAACGCCAACCCUCCCAACACCUUUGUGUGAAGGAAACUGAGAACAUUCAACAAAAGACUGAAACUUUCUUGUCUAACAGCACAAUGUUGGCAGGUGAGCUAGCUGGAGGCUAACAUGCUAGCUCUGUACUGAAGUUCCCAGAAUGUGUUGAGUUUGUAUAAAGGGCUUUCCUCUGAUCUAACAAACCUCCAGCAGCCACACUGGAGGCCAUUUUUAUACUUCAGAUUCUAACCAGAGUUUAUUCCGUGCCGUGUUUGAUGGGUUGUUUUGGAUGCUUCAAAUUUUGUGUUUAAUGUUGGUUUGUUCUGUGGUCUUCUAUCAGAAUCUGUUGUACCUGCACCUGGUUCGCUACAGUAAUGUUUGUGGUAGAAGCUAACAUCAGUAAAGGCUCAUAUGUUACCACUGAAA
Molecule: messenger RNA, 1815 nt
Organism: Amphiprion ocellaris (clown anemonefish)
Lineage: Eukaryota; Metazoa; Chordata; Actinopteri; Pomacentridae
Gene: gpr19
Product: G protein-coupled receptor 19
Exons: 2
Coding region: 169-1437 (422 amino acids)
Biological process (GO): G protein-coupled receptor signaling pathway
Cellular component (GO): plasma membrane
Molecular function (GO): neuropeptide receptor activity
Source: RefSeq, a predicted model, not a curated record